This is a messenger RNA of Jatropha curcas, 1265 nucleotides long. Lineage: Eukaryota; Viridiplantae; Streptophyta; Magnoliopsida; Malpighiales; Euphorbiaceae. The record is from RefSeq and is a predicted model, not a curated record.
CCCCUCCAAAAGUCAAUUAUGCCCUGCCAUGCGAAAUUACUCUUUUAUUGCUCUUCUUCUAGACGUACAAUUGAGAAUCUCCGUGCACUUUCUCCAUUUCUAUCUCUUCCUCUCACUCUCCGAUCUCCAAAUCCAAAACCCUAAAGUAAUCUCAGAACUACGUACGUUAAAACCCUGCUUUUCUUCUGUUACCCUUUAGUGUCAAACGCCAUGACAAAGGAAUUUGCAGUGCCUCCAGUAAUAUUUCCCUCCGGAGGCAACCCCACAGUCGCUGGUGCCGCCAACAUGCAGCAACGACGGGUUCCGACGGCGCCGUUUCAGCCUCCCAGACCUUCAAACUCCGGGAUCCCGUUUAUGUCCUUCGAGAUCGGUUCAGCUCCUACUGGCUCAUAUGGCGCGGGUCCUAUUGGCGGUGGUCCUGUAACAUCCUCGGGCGCCGCGAAUUUUGACGAUGAGGAGCCACUCCUCGAUGAACUCGGCAUCCAUCCCGAUCAAAUCUGGAGAAAGACAAAAUCUAUUAUGAAUCCAUUUCGCGUCAACCCUACCGUUCACAAAGACUCCGAUCUAUCUGGCCCGAUCUUCCUUUAUCUCUCCCUUUGCCUUUUUCAAUUACUCGCCGGAAAAAUCCAAUUUGGUGUGAUUUUGGGCUGGAUUGUUGUAUCGUCUAUUUUUCUAUAUGUGGUGUUUAAUAUGUUGGCUGGGAGAAAUGGAAAUUUGGAUCUACAUACAUGUACAAGUGUUCUUGGCUACUGUUUGUUGCCGGUGGUGAUUUUAUCGGCAAUUUCUCUAUUCAUGCCACAGGGCGGGCCAGUCAGAUUCAUGGUCUCAGGGGUUUUUGUGAUUUGGGCAACUAGGGCUUGCACGAAUCUAAUGGUAGCAGUGGCUGAUGGAGGAGAAGAACAUCGCGGAUUGAUUGCGUACGCUUGUUUCUUGAUUUACACUCUGUUUUCGUUGCUUGUUAUAUUUUAGUGAGAAUAACGUAUGAAGGUAAAAUUGAUAUUGCAUUUUUUUGGAUUUUGUAGUUCAAAGAUAUUGUAGUUUGGAUUUGUUUUUUCGCUGUUGCAGGUCAUCUUGAAUCUAAUGUACGUUGACGUAAUUUUUGUGGUCAAAUGGUAUAUAUAGAGAUGAUUAUACCUGUAAAUUGACAUAGUAAUGAGUUUAGAUUGAAUUUUUCUUUCUCUUGACACUGGUAUUAAGUUGUGAAAUUACUGUGUGAGGAACAACAAUUUUAAAGAGUACUGGAAACAGAUGUUGUUUAUGCUUUA